Messenger RNA from Musca domestica (house fly), 1333 nucleotides. RefSeq names its product myosin regulatory light chain sqh. Gene Ontology annotation, molecular function: calcium ion binding; myosin heavy chain binding. Gene Ontology annotation, biological process: locomotion; post-embryonic development. Bases 372 to 896 code for a protein of 174 amino acids. The record is from RefSeq and is a predicted model, not a curated record. The transcript is spliced from 3 exons. Gene Ontology annotation, cellular component: cytoplasm; myosin II complex. Lineage: Eukaryota; Metazoa; Arthropoda; Insecta; Diptera; Muscidae.
UAGUCACUGUGAAAAAAUGCGCGCAUAAUUAACAUUUUUCAAUAUUCCUCGAUAUUUUAAAAAAUCUGAUUUCCAGCUUUAUUGUUACUAAUUUCUGCUGCAUUAAACUUCAACCGCCAACAAGUCGAAAUCGCAGCUGUCCAUCGCCGAUAGCCAUACAUUUUAUGGGACACCGCCGUCGUCGAGGAAUCGUUCGGCUUCAUUAUCUGCUCCACUCCCAGUGCCCUAUUCGAAUAUUAUUUAGUACCAAUCGGACAAACAAGUCCAACAAAUCUUCACCCACAAUUAAUUAAAUAGUUAAUAAUUAAUAGUUGAUAUUUAAUUUUGUUUUUCGAUUCUCUUACAAAUUUAUUACAAAUAGCAAAUCAAACAUGUCUUCUCGCAAAACUGCCGGUCGCCGUGCCACAACCAAGAAGCGUGCCCAACGUGCCACUUCUAAUGUGUUCGCCAUGUUUGACCAAGCUCAAAUUGCUGAAUUCAAAGAAGCCUUCAACAUGAUCGACCAAAAUCGUGAUGGCUUUGUUGAGAAAGAGGAUUUACACGAUAUGCUGGCGUCGCUGGGCAAAAAUCCAACGGAUGAGUACCUUGAAGCAAUGAUGAACGAAGCGCCUGGUCCCAUUAAUUUCACAAUGUUCCUAACUUUGUUUGGCGAACGAUUACAAGGCACAGAUCCAGAAGAUGUUAUUAAAAAUGCCUUUGGUUGUUUCGAUGAAGAAAAUACUGGUGUAAUUCCCGAAGAUCGUUUGCGUGAACUUCUCACAACAAUGGGAGAUCGUUUUACAGACGAAGAUGUCGAUGAAAUGUAUCGUGAAGCUCCAAUUAAGGGUGGUCUCUUCGAUUAUAUCGAAUUUACCAGAAUUCUGAAACAUGGUGCCAAAGACAAGGACGAACAAUAAGGACAGCAUACACGAUAAAGACACAUUCCCCUCCGUAAUGUUAUUGUGCUUAACUGUAACACCUACAGUUAAAGUCAUAACAAUGUCAUUACAGAAAAUCUCCAUUAUCAUAUAAAUUCUUUAUUUUGUGCCGUUUUAUUUAAUAAUGUUUCUAAAUCUGAUUCAGUUUCAUUAGCAUUAGUCCCAUGUAAAGGGUCCACUAUUCCCCAUUGUAUAUCCGAUCAAAUAUGAAAUAACAAUAUACGAUUAACUAACCCUUUUGCAAUACACUCGAUGAUUUGUUGUUAUCAGUUUUCUUGGUACUUAACGUUUGCUAAUUUUGUGUUUAUAGUUUCGAAUUGCCAUUGCAAACAAUCAUUAAUAUCACUUUUAUAAGUAUUAAUAUGAACAUCAUUUUAAUUCAAUAAAUAUUUUACAUACAUUUAUAAAAUAAAAAA